Penicillium soppii is the source of this 1335-nucleotide messenger RNA. Its product is annotated as putative ubiquitin conjugating enzyme E2. The transcript has 3 exons. Lineage: Eukaryota; Fungi; Ascomycota; Eurotiomycetes; Eurotiales; Aspergillaceae. The coding region runs from base 1 to 1335 and encodes 444 amino acids. Gene Ontology annotation, biological process: ubiquitin-dependent protein catabolic process; protein polyubiquitination. Gene Ontology annotation, cellular component: nucleus. The record is from RefSeq and is a predicted model, not a curated record. Gene Ontology annotation, molecular function: ubiquitin conjugating enzyme activity.
AUGACGCGACGAGACCACGUGACUCACGCGGAACCGAAGCUGCCGUCAAAUAUGCGCCGGCUUGCUGCCGACCAUGCCGCCCUCCACCGCAAUCUUCCGCCGUACUACCUGCAGCCAUCGGACGGCGAUGAUCUGUCACAGCUCACUAUUCUUCUCGCUGGCCCGCCUGGCACGCCUUUCGCACAAGGGUUAUGGAAAAUCCACUUGAAAUUGCCCGAUGAUUAUCCAAAGAGCCCACCAAAGGCAACUUUCAAGACAAGGAUAUGGCACCCGAACAUGGAAGAGCUUACCGGCGCAGUCUGUGUCGAUACCCUCAAGCGGGACUGGCAGCCCAACCUAACACUGCGCGAUGUGUUGGUCACAAUAUCAUGUCUUCUCAUCUACCCUAAUCCAGACUCUGCCCUUAAUGCCUCUGCAGGUGCCCUUAUGCAAGAAAACUAUGCCACCUUCGCACACCAAGCCAAGCUCAUGACGUCCAUUCAUGCCCCAAUCCCUCUCGACCUCAAAAGUGCAGUCACCGAAGCAAAACUCCGAGGCGAGGAGGCAGGAACAGUACUUGACGAACAAUCAGAUAAUACAUCCAUCCAGCGCCCACAAAAGCACAAGCGCACCCGCCCCGCGGUAAAGAAACCAACUCGCAAGACGCCAUCAGAAAUUCCUUCGCAAUCCUCAUCUCGCCCCUUCGCUCAACCCACCCCACCAAUGUCCGACGACAUGAUGAGCGAGGACGAAAUCGACCCCGCGAGUGCAAGCAAAGAAAACAACCCUUCUCUCUCCCCCUCGCCAGUCACCCUCGCACCACCAAGUCCCCGCAAAACAGCUCUUGGCAAACGACCUCUCUCCGUCCUCUCAAUUCCCUACCCAGAAGAAGAAGCAGACAUGAUGCUCAUUGACGAGUCCGACACCGACACCCCCAUGACCUCCAACGAGCAAAACAUAUCAGCAAACACCCGCUCCCGAACCUCCUCCCCCCUUCGCAAAACCCCCAAGCUGUCCCUCCUCUGCGGCGGAGUAAACGCCUCAGGCCGAUUCCGCGAUGAAAUGCCCAUCUUCGAAGAUGUCCCCCAACUACCAAUAGCCGACCCCCUCCGUCACCUCAGCGGCGAUGGCAAAGAGAACCAUGUCUCUGCCACCGCGCGCAAAGAAAAGCGCAGCCUGAGCCCGUCAAAGACACUUGGCACGACUCCUCAUUCUCCGGCACAUACCAACCCACCCACGCCAUCUCUGUCUUCCUUCUCGGACGUUCCUUCUAGAGUCACAAAGAAAAAAUCAACGGGCGUGCACAAACGCCCUGCUUUCAAAGCGAAGCCGCGAAUCGGAAUCCGCAGACUUUGA